AUGCACACCACACCACAUCACAUCACAUCACAUCACAUCACAUCACAUCACAUCUACCUAACCUAUUUGUAUACUCAAGAAGAAGAGGAGGAGGAGGAAGAGGAGGAGGAAGAUGAUGAAGAAGAUAAUAAUGAUGAUGAUGAUGAUGAUGAUGAUGAUGAUGAUGAUGAUGAUGAUGAUGAUGAAGAAGGGUUUCUAGGUUCAGGUGGGGGUUGGGGUUGGUUUGGGGAGGGGGAUUGGGGGGUAGGUGAGGAUGUGAGGAUUUGGGGAUUUGGGGAUUUGGGUGGAGAGGGAGUGUAA
Sclerotinia borealis F-4128 is the source of this 300-nucleotide messenger RNA. NCBI's taxonomy places the organism in Eukaryota, Fungi, Ascomycota, Leotiomycetes, Helotiales, Sclerotiniaceae. The record is from the annotation of a GenBank genome assembly.